AUUGGGAGUACGUGGUUUAUUGAAGUUGUUCCUUUCUAAUAAAUUAAUAAACUAAUUCCUUCAAAUACAAUUAGGUACUCAAGUGAGAGUCGAAAGUUGCAACAAUGGACGACUUCCACAACGGGCUGGUGGAGAAAAUAAUAAAAGAACUAGACAGUGCUCUUGCUAAAUCACCGCUAACCGAGUUUGAUAUCGUGCCCGUGGAGUCGACAAAGAACAAGACUCCGGUGUUAUAUGUGAACUCCUCUGUGGCUUUGGAAUCAUGGUGUGUGAAGCAUGUGUACAACUACUGCUACGGGGAUCUAAUUGAGGAUUUCCUGACGCACCCAAAGCGGCGCCUCAGUAGGGUAUCAGGCCUGACCUACAAGAGAAUCAUGCUACUUUUAAACCCUACACUUCUGAUCAAUCCUGAUGUUACUACAUUGUGGAAUAAGAGAAGGGAGUUGAUGUCUAAAAGGUACCUCGACUGGGUUGCGGAGAUGACGUUUACAAGACUAGUGCUUUCACGGAAACACAAAUGUAAUGAUGCUUUCUCGUACAGGAGGUUUGUGAUAGAGCAUGUGAUGAGAGAGACUCCUGAGCGCCCACCUCACUUUGUGAUUACCAUAUUGGAAGAUGAGUUUGAUGUUUGUACCAUGACUGCAGACAAGUGUGCAAAUAACUACCACAGUUGGGAUCAUCGUCGGUGGACAUCGGAGUUUGCCUGGAAGUACAGGGCUGAGGUUGACAGCACUCUUAUUUUCUACAAUGAAUACAAGUUCAUUGUGGGUUGGACAGCCCGCCACGUUUCAGAUUACAGCUGCUUUCAUUACCGCCAACAUUGUUUGAAAAAGCUUAACCUAUUAGAUGAAAGAUGGCCGGUAUUUGAGAAAAUGCUUGAGGCAGACUUACGUGAGAAUGUUCAGAAGUUCAUAGAAGCUAGUGAUCCAGCUCAGAAGACUAGCAAAAGUUUUAAGAAGACUAUUGAGGACGAAGAUAUAAUCGCUAAUCUGUUUGACUAUGCUCCCAACGAGUGCAGUUGCUACACUAAAUCCUAUGAAACUUGUCGAAAAUUAGAAAUUUACAUUUAUGAACUGACACAAAACACUGACUUUUUGAAGUAUUACAAAUAUCAUGAGGCUCUUUGGUAUCAUCGACGAUUUGUAGUGAGCGAGAUUUUGACUACCAUGUAUGACUUCUUUGAAAUAGAGCGGGUCAAUGGAAAACUGGCAAGAAAGAAACUAGCACCAGAACAGCUGGAAGCAUUGCAGAAUUGCAAAAAAUGUGGUAAUAGAUAUUCCGAUGUUGCAAACAAAGAACUAGACUGGGUGUACCACUGCCCCCUAUUUAAAUUUUUGAUUCAGCAUGAGAAGGCAGUGGUGGCUGACAGGCGAAAGGAUAUGGACAGGCAUGCUGGCAGACACGACAAUUAUCUCAAGUGUGUACAUGGCCUAGCCGCACAAUAUUAAAUUGGUAUCAUUAUUGUAUGCUCCGACUGAUUCUGAUGAGUGUGAUGCCAAUUAGUUUAUUCUAUAGGUCUCUGGAGCUUUGAAUACUGUUUGUGGUGUCAAAAGGGCUAUUGGUUAUCAAGUAAUUGCGACCAUAAGAUAAAAAUCAACACAUUAAUCAUACUUCAUCGAGCUCUGUAUGAACUUUUAGGGUAAAAAUAAUUUUGCGGUUUAUACUUUAUUGUGAUAACUAUCCAUAAAACAUUCUAGUCAGGUAUCACACUUGUAAGUAUAGUUAUUUUUGUUUUGUUAUUGCACCUCAGUUUUAAGUAGUUUUCUAUAUUAUACUAUACAUUUAUAACAAUUCAUGUUUUAGUAUUUUCCCCAAGUAGAAAUAGACACAAAUAUUAAUAAAUCAUUAAUUAUGUUUAGAAAUUAUUGCAUUUUUCAGGUAUUUAUUCAAUGUGAGUGUAGACGAAAAGUAGGAAGUUUUAAAUGUAUUUGAUUAUAUUUAUCAAUGUAGCUAUUGUGUAGAGGAUAGAAAUAGUAGUAUAACAUAUUGUGUUAGUAUAUUUAGAUCUCUAUUUAGCAAAUAGAUAUAAAAUAUACUGUUUAGAACAGCCGACAGACAUGUGGACACUGCAAUUAAAAAAUAUAGGCUGUAGGUACUAAUAAAUUGUUAUAGUAGUUUUAUAAAAUUUUUGAUACAAUAAAUGUUUAACUGAUUAAUAUCUUUGAAAAUUUUAGAGCUUUGCACAUUAUGUUUAUAGUCAAAAUCUAAAACAUUUUUAAUUUUGACUACAUUAGUUAUGCUUUUUGAUGGAGUGUGUGAACUAAAGUAAUUAGGUGGAAAUCGUAUGAUGAAAUAAGUCUGGUAUUAUCGCUAUAUAUAAACUGCUGAGUCGAUUAUAAUGGAUUAUGAAGAGGUAAAAGGUAAUAUAGAUAGGAAAUAAAAAAAAAAUGGGAAAUAUCGGAUUUGACGUGGCAUGUAGAGAGGUGUGGAAUUGAUGCAUAUUUUUUAUUUGCAGUGUGCAUAAAAGUAUUUAUAUUUAGAAAUUAUGUUCGUAUAUCACUGUAGUCUUAAUACUAUUAUAGUUAGUAGCUAUGAAUAAUCAAAAUAAAGGGUAAUAUUUUAUGAAACAUUGACUGAUGAUCAGUAAUAUAAUACUUAGAUGUAUUAUCUUUGAUGUAUUCUCGACAUAGUUAAUAUAAUAUGUAUGUAUCUUUGUAUCAAAAUAAAUUCACAAAAAUAUAUUCAUUGUAAUUAUGUAAAUUCAGACUGGGAUAUGCAAAAUAUUACAUCCGUGAAACUGAUAUUUCAUUUUAAGUCUUCUGACAUAAGUUUGGUUUUACCUAUGAUCGCACGGUUGGUGCGGGGGCUGGGCAACCGGCUGCCAUGCAACGUGUCUCGGGUUCGAUUCCCGCACGGAAC
Molecule: messenger RNA, 2859 nt
Organism: Spodoptera litura
Lineage: Eukaryota; Metazoa; Arthropoda; Insecta; Lepidoptera; Noctuidae
Gene: temp
Product: protein prenyltransferase alpha subunit repeat-containing protein tempura
Biological process (GO): protein prenylation
Cellular component (GO): cytoplasm
Molecular function (GO): protein prenyltransferase activity
Source: RefSeq, a predicted model, not a curated record